ACUAAUAUCCGAGAAAAAUUUGGAUUUCAUUUGGUUUUAGUUUGGUUUCGGUUUUCUGGUAAUCCAUAUUAAAAACAGAAAAUUUGGUUUUCGAAUUAAAUAUCAGAUUUUUCGGAUUUUUGGAUAAAAUUUUGAAUAAUUUGGAUAAUUAAAAUAUUUUAGAUAAAAUUUAUUAUGGUAAUUUUUUUUUGGUAUUUUGGUUUGUAUGUAGUAUUUUAAUUGAUUAGUUUAAAUGCAACAAUGACUGUUUUUUUUGUGCACAAUAAUGACUGUUAAUAUUUACUUGUAUAUAAACUAUAAACUAUAUUAUAUAAAUUUGGAUACUUAUUCGGUUUUUGGUUCGGUUCCGAUUCAGUUUUGAUUUUUUGGUUUUAGAGAUAUAAGUCGCUCGGGUAAUUCCUGAACCGAUAAGUGUGCCCAGCCCUAAACAUACUCAUCCGAAGAAACAUUGUGCUUACUAAUCAGUAGAGGUCCAAUAAACAGUGUUCUUAUUCAUCAAGAAAUCACUAAAACCAAAGAUGGCGAGAUUAAAUAAACCAUUUCUCUUUCUCAAAACUCUCUGAAAACAAUUACCAUCCCUUAUAUAAAACUCAAAACAAAGGAGUCAGGUUCCUUGCUCUUCACUCUACAUAAUCUUUUUUAAAAAUGACUCUCCUACCCUUUUUUGGUGUAAUUAGUAACUACUCACUCUUCAUAAGCGCGUGAGAUUCCAACGAUUCGGUUAGUGUGGAGUUUCACACGCACUUACAAACCCUAACGGUCUAAGCACUCGCGCCAUAUAUUAGAAGAUCUUUAACUUGUUUCUUCUUCUACGCUCUCUCAUCUUUCUCUCUAGAAACUUCUCUCAUAUCUGGCCAUGGCUACUUCUCCAACUGAUAAAGACGAAGUGCAGAGAGAGGAGGUUGAUCCCGCCAAAACAACCGAAGAAGAAGUCAAUGAAGAAGCUAUCGAGAGCUCUCUUAAUCAGAAUCGUCAAGAAGACGCGAUCGCGAUUCGUACGAGUGGUGAAACGAUGGAACGUGGCUCAACCUCUUUUGCAAGUGAACAACAGAACCCGUAUAGUCCUUGCCCCUAUCUUGGUGGCAUUCAGUUCAAUACAGAGGAGGAAACUUUUGGGUCAUUAGGAUUCUCGUCCACGAUUUAUAGGAGUGGUCAAAUGAUGGAACGUGGCUCAGCAUCGUUUGCAAGUGAUCUCAACCGUCCUCUUGAUUCUAAUCCCAACACUUCUGCUAUUAGUCUCAGCAUACAAGACCAAGCAACUGAGAACCAGAAUCGUCAAGAAGACUCGAGCACGGUACAUCCCAAACUUUGUGAUGAUCAAGAACUCUUUUAAGUGAUUAGAGAGUCUAAGCAUAUUGUUUAUGUUUUGCUAUGCUAUGCUUCUUGUCCUGCCAUUAAUGUUGGAUUAGGUUUAGUCGUACAAGUGGUAGAGUCUAGGUCUAUUGUCUCUGGUUAUCUCUGCUUCUUGUGCCCACCAUUAACGUUGGCUUAGGUUAGUCCUAGUCUUGUUACUAAUGAUCCAGGUCUUAUUCAGUUUCAUAGGAGUGGUGAAACGAUGGGACGUGGCUCAAUAUCGUCUGCAAGUCAACAGAACCGUGGUCUUGUUCCUUCUGGCGCUCAAAUGUCUCAACAGAUGAUGAUGCCUCAUCCAUAUCAGCAGGAGCGACCAGUUGCACAUUUUCAAAUGCCUCAUCCAUAUCAGCAGGAGGGAUCAGUUGCUCCUUUUCAAAUGUCACAACAGAUGAUGAUGUCGCAUCUUAGACCAAGUGUGCCUCCAUAUCAGCAGGAGCGACCAGUUGCACCUGUUCAGAAUGAGUUUACUCAGCAAAGGGGAAAGCGGAAAGUGUAUGAGGCAGGUGAGAGCUCCUCCUCCAGGAAAAGGCAAAACCAUCAGCCUGGUAUGAGCCAACAGCAUCUAUGGCAAAUUGAAGCUCCUAGGGAUUCAGAGGGGUAUCAAGAGUACUUGGAGCGUCUAGGAGGAUCAUCAGGUGGAUCACUUGGGGCUUUUAGUGCUAGGCAUCCCUUGAACCAGGGAAGGCAAAAUCAGCCGCCAUGGAUGAACUACAACCAGCCGCAGCAACAAGCAGUGAGGCCAGUGAUGAACUACAACUACAAUCAGCAGCAACAAGCAGCGAGGCCAGUGAUGAACUACAACUACAAUCAGCAGCAACAAGCAGUGAGGCCAGUGAUGAACUACAACUACAAUCAGCAGCAACAAGCAGUGAGGCCAUGGAUGAACUACAACUCCAAUCAGCAGCAACAAGCAGUGAGGCCAUGGAUGAACUACAACUACAAUCAGCAGCAACAAGCAGUGAGGCCAGUGAUGAACUACAACUACCAUCUGCAGCAACAGCAAUUCCACCAAGGACAACAACGCUUUAGGUUCCCCAUGAAUAUGAUUCAACACCACCAAGCUUCUCCCAGUGCAGCAGUACCACCACCGCCUGAGCAGGUAAAUCAGCAACUUCAGCCUCAAACACAACAGCCAAGGCAGUUUCAGGGGUCUAACGCUGAUGAACCAUCGUCUUCACGCCAAGGUCAAGGCUAGAGCAGAAGAGGUUAGGUAAAAAGUAAAAGACGAUUUUCUUUCAAAAAAUAGACUUCAGAUUGAUUUUGAUAAUUGUAAAUGAAAUACUGGGUACUGUUUUAGUCAAAGAUCUGUUUAGAAACCAGUAUGUUCUCCAUUAAGAUCUAGAAGCGCCUCCUUAUAGGAGAGGCUGGAGAUUGCAAUGUAUGUGAGGUAAUGAAACUCAAAAUUGUACAGUGCUUGUGUUACACUCAAUAGAAACAGUUAAUACAAAACGAUCAUUGUAUCCCAAAUGUUUCUAAUAUAAAGCAAUAACAGUAGACAAAAUUUUUUUUUAUAGCAAGCUGGAUUGGAUCAGAAACACGUUAAGGGAUUUGAAAGACACAAAAAUGGAUGUUCUCUGUGUCUAGCAAGUUUUGGUUUCUCUAUAUUGGUGUCGAUCAUUUUUACAAUGGACCCUUCUUUUGUGGUGUUGAUCAAUUACCAUUAGAUAAAUGUUUUUUUAUGCUUAGAAGAAUCAAAUGCGGACAUUUCAAGAUGUGACCAUCCAAGAUCAGUUAGCAAUGUUCUAGUUGUAAUGAUGAUAAUGAUCUGAGGGUACUUGUCUCAGAUUAGUGGGGGAGUUUUGCCUUUCGUGAAUCUUGAAUCUAUCUCUAUAUGUAAUCAUUGUUCCUUAAAAACAACAUGUACCUUAAAACGUAGAUUCUCCCAUUUUGUUUCUACUGCUCCUGUAUUUUUCUCUUCUUUUAGUAUGUGUGUUUGUGUCUGUAACAUACUCACCUGAAGAAACAUUGUGCAUACUAAUAAAUUGGAAAUCUAAUAAACUUUAAUUAUUCUUCCUCUUCAAGAAUCUCUAAAACCAAAGAUGGUUAUGAUAACGACCUCUAGUGUCAAAUUGUGUGUUUACUUGAUUCUUUGAAACUUGUUUGUACUAAAAAAAAAAAGUAUGUAUAAUUUGCUGUGUUGUUGUGUUCUUUAUAGUGCGUGUAACUUUAUUCAUAUUUAACAUUGUAAAACAAAGCUGUACUUUGUUAGUUACCGAAAGGACUUGCAUUGUGCGAAAAUGUAUGUUGUUUGUUUUGUUGCUUA
Molecule: messenger RNA, 3616 nt
Organism: Brassica napus (rape)
Lineage: Eukaryota; Viridiplantae; Streptophyta; Magnoliopsida; Brassicales; Brassicaceae
Product: transcription factor mef2A-like
Exons: 3
Coding region: 1556-2548 (330 amino acids)
Source: RefSeq, a predicted model, not a curated record